Messenger RNA from Ceutorhynchus assimilis (cabbage seed weevil), 468 nucleotides. Lineage: Eukaryota; Metazoa; Arthropoda; Insecta; Coleoptera; Curculionidae. The record is from the annotation of a GenBank genome assembly.
AUGCAAGCCCUAAUGCAUAUGAUGAAUUCCGGUAAGAGCUGUUCAGUUUUAAAAUUUACGAGAUCCUCUCGAGAUGCAUACGUUCCGACUAAAGGCUCGGAUCAAGCAGCCGGAUUCGACUUGAAAAGUAUUGAAGAAGUUCUUGUCCCGGCACGAAGUAAGGCGCUUAUCAACACUGGCAUAAAAAUAGAAUUGCCUUUUGGCUGCUAUGGACGUAUCGCCGCACGAUCGGGACUUGCGUUGCACCACUCUAUCGAUAUAGGGGCCGGAGUUAUCGACCCUGAUUAUAGAGGAAUCGUUCAAGUUUUGCUGUUUAACCAUUCUGACAAAGUUUUUCGCGUCAGGAAAGGUGACCGUAUUGCUCAGUUAAUUUGCGAAAAAAUUUACUUGCCAGAAUUGGAAGAAGUGUCAGAGUUGCAAUAUAGCCAGCGCGGAGAAAACGGAUUCGGAUCUACAGGGACUAACUAG